AUGGCUGAAGAACCGCAACCUUCCAACAUCCAAGAAGGGGCCUCGGACGCCCCUGCCCCCACCGGCGGCGCCGAAGAUCGCAAAGCUGCCGCUGCACUUUCGAGUUUGGACGCGCAGGGAGACGAUGAAGCAGGAAAGAAAGAGGUGGACUCCAAGGCUGUGGAGAAGGCGAUGAAGAAUUUGAGUGUGAAGGACGGCAAGGGUGGAGAGGCGCAGAAGAAGGCGGUCAAGAUUGAGGCGAGCGAUGUGAACUUAUUGAUGUCGGAGCUUGAGCUUCCCAAACCCAAAGCGACCGAACUUCUACGCGCCAACGACGGCAACGUUCUAAAAGCUAUCACGAGUUAUGUGACGCCGGCUUUUGCGUGA
Messenger RNA from Didymosphaeria variabile, 366 nucleotides. RefSeq lists its product as uncharacterized. The transcript has 2 exons. The record is from RefSeq and is a predicted model, not a curated record. Gene Ontology annotation, biological process: protein stabilization; negative regulation of apoptotic process. The coding region runs from base 1 to 366 and encodes 121 amino acids. Lineage: Eukaryota; Fungi; Ascomycota; Dothideomycetes; Pleosporales; Didymosphaeriaceae.